UACAGCAAAAACCCACCCAUCUUUUUUUUUUUCUUUCUUCUCUCUUUCUCUCUCCUCUGUCCCGCAUUUUCUCCCGGCGAUCAGCUUUCUCUCUCUUCAAAACCACGACUUCAAUGGAGUCUUAGACAUUGCGAAAUUCUUCAAUCGACUAUUUAGCUCAAGAGUAGGAGAGAGAAAACAACAAUGUCUCGUCAAAUGACUUCGUCUCAUUUUCACAAAUCAAAAACCCUCGACAACAAAUAUAUGCUUGGAGAUGAGAUCGGCAAAGGAGCCUAUGGUCGAGUAUAUAAGGGUUUGGAUUUGGAGAAUGGGGAUUUUGUGGCAAUUAAACAGGUUUCGUUGGAGAAUAUAGCUCAGGAGGAUCUCAACAUUAUUAUGCAAGAAAUUGACCUUCUCAAGAACCUUAACCACAAAAACAUUGUAAAAUAUCUAGGAUCGCUAAAGACGAGAAGCCAUCUUCACAUUAUACUUGAAUAUGUGGAAAAUGGAUCGCUUGCAAAUAUAAUUAAGCCAAACAAAUUUGGGCCAUUUCCUGAGCAACUAGUUGCUCAUUACAUUGCUCAGGUUUUAGAAGGCCUUGUUUACCUCCAUGAACAAGGAGUUAUUCAUCGUGACAUCAAGGGAGCCAAUAUAUUAACUACAAAAGAGGGUUUAGUCAAACUUGCUGAUUUUGGGGUGGCCACAAAGUUAACUGAGGCAGAUGUCAAUACACAUUCUGUCGUAGGAACACCAUACUGGAUGGCUCCUGAGGUAAUUGAAAUGUCAGGAGUUUGUGCUGCAUCAGACAUUUGGAGUGUUGGAUGUACCGUGAUCGAACUUCUUACAUGUGUACCACCUUAUUAUGAUCUGCAGCCUAUGCCUGCUCUCUUCCGUAUUGUUCAGGAUGAGCAUCCUCCAAUUCCAGAUGGGCUAUCUGCUGAUAUGACCGACUUUUUGCGGUUAUGCUUUAAGAAGGAUGCAAGGCAGAGGCCUGAUGCCAAGAUGCUUCUUUCGCACCCUUGGAUACAAAACUAUAGACGUACAUUACAGCCAUCCCUUCCCGCGAGUGAUGAUGUUAUAAGGGGCUCACAGGAAGAUGCAUUGAUGGAAGCAGAAUUGUCUAAUGGGGAUGAGAAUGGUGCAGCUCAAAGCCAAUCUGUGGAUGAAGUUGCCAGACGGGAGACAUUGUCGAAAGAUGAUGCUGAUGCUAGUAAAGCCAAUGAUAAUCAAGGGCAUAGUAGUAAUCUGUCUGAGGAAAGGGGAGAAUAUUCCGGAAAUUUGUCAUCAGACCAAGUUCCUACUCUAGCUAUUCACGAUAAAUCUGUUGCUGAAUCUACUUUGAUGAUUUCUGCUCUGACACAAGGGGCUGGGUCAGAGCAGCUUGGUGAGCAAGGGCAUAAAGCUGGUCUUGAUGAAGUGUUGCGGAAUGGUGAGCUGGGCUCUCCCAAAUCUAAGCGAAAGGAUGUUGUGUCCGGAAAAGUUGAAGGGAAAGGGAAUGCUGUGCAUAAAAUGAAUACUCUUUUCAGCUUUGGUACAAGGAACCAAGACGACAAUCUUCAAAAGGCUGCGAAAAAGGGCAUUUCUACGGGGAAUGAGCUUAGUAAAUUCAGUGACACACCUGGCGAUGCAUCUUUAGAGGAUUUAUUUCAUCCACUUGACAAAAACACAGAUGAUCAAUCUUCUGUUACUUCUGCUUCCACAUCUACUGCCAACCCAAGCAGUGCAGCACCUGAUUCUGGAAAAAACGAUUUGGCAACAAAGUUAAGGGCUGCUAUUGCACAGAAACAGAUGGAAAACGAAAUGGGACAGGCAAAUGGAGGUAACUUACUUCGUGUUAUGAUACGUGCGUUGAAGGAGGAUGUCAUUGAUAUAGACAGCAGUCUGGUCUUUGAUGAGAAAAUUCCCGGAGAAAACCUUUUUCCCCUUCAAGCUGUUGAGUUCAGCAGAUUAGUUGCAUCUCUAAGGCCUGAGGAACCCGAGGAUGUUAUCGUGAAUUCGUGUCAGAAGCUUAUUACAUUCUUUAAUCAGCGUUCUGAGCAGAAAGUUGUUUUUGUGAAGCAGCAUGGUUUGCUUCCUCUCAUGGAAUUGCUUGAAGUUCCCAGACCUCGUGUUAUCUGCUCUGUCCUACAAGUGAUAAAUCAGAUAAUCAAGGACAACACUGAUUUCCAGGAAAAUGCUUGUCAUGUUGGUUUGAUUCCUGUUGUGAUGGGUUUUGCCGUUCCUGAUCGUCCUCGGGAAGUUCGCAUGGAAGCUGCAUACUUCCUACAGCAGCUCUGUCAAUCUAGUUCUUUGACAUUGCAGAUGUUCAUUGCGUGCCGUGGAAUACCAGUUUUAGUGGGCUUUCUGGAGGCUGAUUAUGCUAAGUACAGGGAAAUGGUUCAUCUAGCUAUCGAUGGCAUGUGGCAGGUGUUCAAACUUCAGAGAUCGACACCAAGAAAUGACUUUUGCCGGAUAUCUGCCAAAAAUGGAAUUUUACUCAGGCUUAUCAAUACACUUCAUAGCUUGAAUGAAGCAACCCGACUUGCUUCCAUAUCUGGUGGUAGUGGAUUAACCGCAGAUGGUUCCAAUCAACGUCCCCGUUCAGGUCAACUGGAUCCUAGUCACCCUACUUUUAGCCCAAUUGAAGCAAUUCAAUCUGGAUCAGAUCAGGUUGAGCUUAGGGUCAGGCACAGUGGAACUGAACACUCCUCAUCAACUGUUUUAUAUCUCUCAGCUGAUGCAGACAAGCCUCAAUCAAGUCAUGCAACAGUUGAAUCCUCAGCCUCUUCUAGAUCGACUGACGCUGCAGACAAAUUUGUGAAUGUGGUUAAGGAGGCAACUCGAGCUGAAAUGGAUCUUAAACAGCAGCGAGCUUCUGGUUCUUCUCAUAGAAAUUCCACAGACAGGUCCCCAAAAUCAGAAGGUGGUUCAAAUGGCAAUUUGUAUCCCGGUUCUUCGCAACAAGAACACGUUCGUCCUCUUCUUAGCUUGCUCGAAAAAGAACCUCCUUCUCGGCAUUUCUCUGGUCAGUUAGAUGUGCGUCAGUUGGCAGGCAUGGAGAGACAUGAAAGUAUACUUCCUUUGUUGCAUGCAUCUAAUGAAAAGAAGGGCAAUGGUGAACUUGAUUUUCUGAUGGCAGAAUUUACAGAGGUCUCAGGACGUGGCAAGGAAAAUGGAAAUUCUGAAACACCGAGACUUUCAAAUAAAACGGCAAUCAAGAAGCUAACAUCAGUAGCUUCUAAUGAUGGAGCUGCUUCUACAUCUGGGAUUGCAUCACAGACAGCAUCAGGUGUACUAUCAGGUUCAGGUGUUUUGAAUGCCAGACCGGGGAGUGCAACAUCGUCUGGACUACUUUCUCAUAUGGUAUCUGCAAUGAAUGCUGAUGUUUCUAGGGAGUAUCUUGAGAAGGUUGCAGAGCUCCUCCUCGAGUUUGCCCAAGCAGAUACCACAGUAAAGUCAUACAUGUGUAGUCAAAGCUUGCUUACCCGACUAUUUCAUAUGUUCAAUAGGGUUGAACCCCCUAUUCUUUUAAAGCUAUUGAAGUGUAUCAACCAUUUGUCAACUGACCCUAAUUGUCUGGAGAAUCUUCAGCGGGCUGAGGCCAUCAAACAUCUUAUCCCUAACCUGGAGCUGAAGGAAGGGCCUCUUAUAUCCCAGAUUUAUCAUGAGGUGCUCAAUGCUCUGUUUAAUCUCUGCAAGAUAAAUAAGAGAAGGCAAGAGCAAGCAGCUGAAAAUGGAAUCAUCCCGCACUUGAUGAAUUUUAUCAUGUCAGAUUCUCCUUUAAAACAGUAUGCAUUGCCUCUGUUGUGCGAUAUGGCGCAUGCAUCCCGUAACUCGAGAGAACAGUUAAGAGCACAUGGUGGAUUAGAUGUAUAUUUGAGCCUACUUGAUGAUGAACUGUGGUCUGUGACAGCUUUGGAUUCUAUCGCGGUUUGUUUGGCCCAUGACAAUGACAACAGGAAAGUUGAACAAGCUUUAUUGAAGAAAGAUGCAGUUCAGAAGUUGGUUAAGUUUUUCCAGAACUGCCCCGAACAGCAUUUUGUGCACAUAUUGGAGCCUUUCUUGAAAAUAAUUACGAAAUCGCCCCGGAUAAACACGACAUUAGCUGUCAAUGGCUUGACUCCAUUGCUUAUUGCAAAGCUAGAUCAUCAGGAUGCUAUCGCUCGAUUGAACUUGCUGAAGUUAAUCAAGGCUGUUUAUGAGCACCAUCCACGACCAAAACAAUUGAUCGUGGAGAAUGACCUACCACAGAAGCUCCAGAAUUUAAUUGAGGAGCGACGAGAUGGGCAGAGAUCUGGUGGCAGUGGCCAAGUCUUGGUAAAACAGAUGGCCACUUCAUUACUCAAGGCUCUUCAUAUCAACACAGUUUUGUAAAUUAUACAUCUUUAGCUAUAUUUCUUAUAUUGUAUAUUCAGUUUCUAGGCUAUUUAUGUAAUUAUUGGUUCCCUUGUAAUUUCUUUUGAGACACCAAUUUUCUGAUUUGUAGCGAGUAUGUGUGUGGGAGAAAAGAGGUUUUGUGUUGUGGUGGUUUCUCCGAAACAUUGUUCAAACCAACUUUUAACGGUUUGAUUUAGGUUGUUUUUGUUUUUAUUUUAUAUAAUUCCUUUUUGUUUUUCCUUUUUCAA
Molecule: messenger RNA, 4583 nt
Organism: Beta vulgaris subsp. vulgaris (sugar beet)
Lineage: Eukaryota; Viridiplantae; Streptophyta; Magnoliopsida; Caryophyllales; Amaranthaceae
Product: MAP3K epsilon protein kinase 1
Exons: 25
Coding region: 184-4332 (1382 amino acids)
Biological process (GO): protein phosphorylation
Cellular component (GO): cytoplasm
Molecular function (GO): protein serine/threonine kinase activity; protein binding; ATP binding
Source: RefSeq, a predicted model, not a curated record